AUGUCUGAAGUCAAUGGAUUGCUUAAGGAGCAGAGUCCUCAGAAUGGAGUCCGCCCUCCUUCUGGAAGAGUGGCCAGUGCCUCCAUGAUGCGCUCAGGUACGGUUCAGCCUGGUCCACUCAUUUGCGGCUCUCCUGAUCAGUCCAUAGUCAUGUCCUCUUCUGAAUCCUCUCCUUCAUCUGAAUCGACGCCUUGGUCGUCCGCGAUCGGACAUGCUGGGACAGGCAAAUCAGGCAGAGUGAUCGAGCGAUUACAAGGAGAUAUUGACCGACUGCGCCGUGAGAAACAAUUGCUCAAGAUGCGGCACGAGGAGGCCGAGAAAACAAAUGAGGUCUUAGUUGCACGGAACCAAUCCUUGCAAGAUCGAAAUAGCAACUACGAACAGUCUCACGAGGCCAAUCUUCGACAGUUGGCGAGAAAGGAGAGACAAGUUGAAGAUUUAAGGGAAGAACUCAAAAAGGAGAAGUUGAAAACGGCGAAGGCAGAGGCACAGGCUGCCGCCGCCGCCUCUAGCGAAGAGAUGUGGCGAGAUCAAGCUAGUCAGGCAAAAGCCCUUGCCGCGCAAAAAGAAUCUGAGUACGACACAAUUGUCGCAUGCCGGAAGGUAGACUACGACCGACACCAAAGUGGCCUGGAUAAAAUCAGAGGCAGUUUCGACACCCUUCUGCGGCGACAGGAGGAUGAUUUGGAGAGGCGGAAAAAAUUGGAAAUCAUCGCCGAGCAACAACGGCAGACAAUCUCGCGGCUCGAAGAACUCAAUAAGAGGUUAACCACCAACUUCAAAGCUUACAGACACGAGAUCGAUGCCGCUAUAUCCGACCUCCGUGAGGCCGCGAGUCACAACGACCAAGCUGUAAGUCGAAAGCUGGACGAAAUGACUCAAGUCACAGGACGGAUGCGUUGGGUGAUGAAUGUUGAUGAUGUGGUCAAUCAUAAUCAUCCUGGCCCGAUGCCCGUGGCCGUGCCAGCGUCUCCGCAAGCGCAACCGUGUGUGGACGGUCCUGCGCCAACACCAGACAUCCGUAGCGGAGAAGAGCCGGGGAAACAAAGUCUUAGUCCCACGAAAGGCCUGUUGAGAAAACACAGACGAAAGGACUCGGCCAAGGCAUGA
Molecule: messenger RNA, 1110 nt
Organism: Rhinocladiella mackenziei CBS 650.93
Lineage: Eukaryota; Fungi; Ascomycota; Eurotiomycetes; Chaetothyriales; Herpotrichiellaceae
Exons: 1
Coding region: 1-1110 (369 amino acids)
Biological process (GO): mRNA transport; endoplasmic reticulum inheritance
Source: RefSeq, a predicted model, not a curated record